Petromyzon marinus (sea lamprey) is the source of this 4590-nucleotide messenger RNA. NCBI's taxonomy places the organism in Eukaryota, Metazoa, Chordata, Hyperoartia, Petromyzontiformes, Petromyzontidae. The record is from RefSeq and is a predicted model, not a curated record.
GAGAGCUGUACACUUUCGCUUACUAAAUUGCAGGGCCAUGAUGCUGACCGCUAGGGAAGCCUUCAUCCGGCAGUGGAUUGAUCACGAUUGAUGGUGAUGCACUUGUGCUGCUAAUCCUGCUGCGUUGUAGCGAGACGAAUGUGCGACUGCAGUUAAUGUGCCAUUUAGCAUGGAAUAUAAAAAAAAAACAUCUUGGCGCGUGUCUUGUGUUUGGUAGCAGAAUUAUUUUAUUCACAGUGGGUCAAUAUAAGUGCAUUAUUUAUCAACGCGCAUAACCAAGUUGUACGUCUAUUAUAUUUAAAUAAAUUGUGCACUUGGGACAAGAAAACAUACAACAGAUUGUACAGUAUUUUGUUUAAAAGUUUGCUGGCGAUGCCAAGUUCGUUACUUUGUACCGGACACUGCAGUUACUGCACGUUGAUGAACUUUACUCUGCAGGUUUUAUUCAAGUCUUCAGCACGCAUUUAUCAGAAAUGUACACAGAUGAAUCUGAAGGUAUGUGCGGGAACUUUCAAACAACGCAGUUCUGACUUUGGUCAGUCGAAAAAAUGUUUACGGGGUGGUCCAUUUUUCUUUAAACGUAUAUACAGUACUAUAAUCUGUAUCUUGCAGUCCAUGUUUCAAAAUAUAUAUCCCCUCCCCCCCCCAUUUAGAGUAUCAUUACCUGUCCUAGCCUGCAUUUUAAGCACUUGCAGAAACUCGGAGUGGUUGAGUUCAAUGCCAAGACCUGUCGAAUGAUCAGUAAGUUGGAGGCUGAGGUUCUCAUCCGCUCAUUCAGAGACCACAAUGUCAUCACAUCAAUGGCAUCUCGACUGCAGCUGCAGAAACAGCAGGAUCAAACCCACGAUGGAGCGCCAGCUGUAGACCCGCGUGUGAAGGCAGCUCGCUCCACACGACCGCCAGACAGCCUGGGAAGUGGCCAGCUGCUACCUGAAAGUGUUGGAUUGCGAGAUGAUGUGCUGAGAAGUAAUGCAUUUUGUUACUCCUUUAAGCCACUCCUGGUUGAAUGCCUGCCCACAAUGUCAGUCAAAGGGGGUGGAGGGUUAACUAUAACCCACCAUGGCGGUCAAUGCGGGUUGUUGAAGGUGGGCCGAGGUGGGUGGAGGGGGGGUGAUGACGGUACGAGUUCAGCUGUCGCCCGCCUUUGAUAGGCAUGGCAGGGAAUUGGAAUUGUGUCACUGGGUAUAGAGCACACGGUGAGAUAACCACUCUGCCACCAAUCCCAUGAUAACAAGUGUUGGGUGAUAUCUCUCUUGGUGGGCCGAGGCCAACGGUUAAAAUUAUACUUUUAAUUAUUUGCUCCGCUCGAGAUUAUAUAAAUUGUCACAGUUGGCUUAAAGGAAAUUAAAAACAAUUGUGAAUGUGGCACCUGUAGUGGAAGCAGGAGUCACGUGCACCAAUACAAUUGUAUACAAAUCAAAAAUAUUAAAUUCCUACAUGCAAGGUGUGAUGUAUACAUCACGACCACAAAACAUUUUACCGCACAGUUGGGGCUGUACAUCUCCGCUGUGUUUUCGGGUUGUCCCGCAUGUUUUCCACAAUGUCCUAACGUUUUAGCUGGGAGCUUUUGGAGGUACUAAAUUCAGGAAUGGUGAAUCUCGAAAACACAUCGGAGAUAAAAAAAAGAGUAUACAUUUCUGAAACCAAGAAUAUCAACAGGAGUCAGCAGGUCAAUGGGCAAAAAGCGGAAGUGAAGCUGUUCUUAUGCACCCUUCUGCUUCGUAUAGAUUAAUAACAACAGAUUAAAGAUGGCAUUUUACAUUUGUUAUCCACUCAAUUGUCUGUUCAGUAGCAGAGUGGAUCUCGUCCAUGCCUCCGUUAAAGGAGUGAAGACAGCAGAAGCGGCGGAGGGUUUACAAUGUGGUCGGUGGUUUGGGAUUCGUGGCCACACUCGCAGCACGCCACAUCUUUGAUGGCGUCAUGUGCACAGUGAAACAGGCCAUGGGGAGCAUCUCUUUGGUUUUCCAGCUCCGAGAGGAGCCACGCUCCGCGGAGGACCUCGCAAGGGCUUAAACACCGGGCCAUAUUACAUUCCGAAUACAGGGACUCCUCUACUUACGAACGAGUUAGGUUCCAGAGGUCUGUUCGUGAAGUCGAUUUGUUCGGAAAUCCAACUUUACACCUAUCGAUUCCAAACGUGUUGUAGCAUGGACACGGGGAAUGGCUUUAAAAGUUGUAUAAUCUCCUGCGGAUGCCACUGAUUCUUCACGUUCUGCAGAUGUAAAUGCCACCCACCGCCAUCUAUUGCGCGGCGGUAACGUACGACUCUCGGUCUGAACAGGCAAUUGGACGUACGUACAGGUUUUCUUUGAAAGUUCGUAAGUCGAAUGUUCGUAAGUAGAGGAGUCCGUGUCCUGGAUAAACAUCACUGGUGGCAGGAUACGAGAAGGACACCUCAAGUGGAAACAUCCUGAUUGCUCUUUAUUGAACGAUAAGCCAACCACCGAUGACAUUCCAUCAGACGGCGUUCAUCAAUUGGCAGUACUCUACCUGUCCCUGCGCGUUAACCCUGUUUGGGAUUUGAACUAAUAAAUUCAAGAACAAGUAUUCUGUUCAUAACCCCUUUUUCAAAGCUUUAUAUGUUAUGGGGUUUAAGUUUGGAAUCUGAGUGUCUGUUAUUGGUUGCAAAACUGGCCUACAUGUUAUGCUAUGCCCAUACCAUCAUUCGUUUUAAUGUUAAGAGCACCAUAUUUUAUUUUAAAAUAAUUAAAAUCAAGCAAACCUCCAGUGCCAUUUGAACAUAAUGAAAAUAUAUUUAUAUGCGGACCAAGAUUACAUAGACUUACGAGAAUAACGGUCAGAUUUUGUUGAUGCGUCGUUACUUCGAAGCAGUGGGCAGUGUUUUGCGUACACGUGACUGAUUAAUCCUGCACGCAAACGCGUUUUGUUUGCAGUACCGGCCCCGGCAGCUGCAACAGCUGUCACCAGUUCAACAUUCAAGUACUGCUCACCUUCCCUGAACCUUCUUACACUUCCUGUGCAGAGCUGCGGGGACGACGGGGAACAAAACGGCACCUUUGUUGCGAAGUUCUACAUUUCAGGUUCAGCCUCGACGUGCAUCAGCUGCGACGACUGCGGCACAUUUUUCUCUCCGGCGGCGUUUGCCACUCACUGGCAUGACAAACAGGGAAGGUCCCUUGCGACCAAAGCGGUGCCCUGAAACUCGCAACCGAUAACCCCACCACGGAGCAACGGCAAAUGUGGCUACGUUUCCAGCUUCAGAGGAAACGUCCGACCUCGUGCUCCCCCAUCGGAGGACUUCCCGCAGAAGGAUUUCUUCCCAUGAAAUGCAUGUCGAUGGAUUUGUCGGGGGAUGCCGUGGAGGGCUCGCCUUGCAAGGUCUCGCGGCCCUGCUCGCCGCCUGUCAGCAGCCAAGGAAGCGUACGUGACACGGCGCUGGAGAGGAGCCAGGGUCCGUUGGGUACCCAUGUUGUUCGCAAUCGAUCAAUCAGAAAUAAAUUAUUGUGCGACUUUGGAUUAGAGGUGGUUAAACACCAUCUCUUGGAAGAAAGAAAACCUGAACCGGUCACCGAUUCACCUUCAGGUUCAUUUACAGCUGAUAGCAAAUCUAACGAAGAGGCCAAUUGCGCAGAAAAAAGCAAUUCUCGUGAAGAAUUUGGUUCAAGUUGGAAGGAGGACGCGAGGGACGAGAUGACUGCAGUAAUUUCAGAUUUGCCAUUACCUGACAGUGACAGUAAGGACUGGAUGUGUCCCAGCAAAAGUGCAAUGUUGCCAAGAAGAUGUGCGAGCACUGGAAACAUUGCCGCUAUUUACCCUACAGAAAAUCAUGGGAACGCUAUAUUUGUGGACACUGAAUUUUCACACCUUGGUAAGCAACCGCACCCCAAGUGUAAUUCUAGCUUCAGCUCCAAGCUUGCAGCCAGCUCCAGGCCCUGUUUGGUUAAGAGUGCCAACACUGUGGUCAAAGGUGGCAUUCAACUUCACAGGAAUGGGUCAGCAGAGUGCUCCGUCAAUGCGGACACUUAUCGUGGAGAACUCGGCCAGGUGAACCGUGAAACUGGCGAGUCUAAACACGUCAUGGCAGGCGUCUCUCACUACACUGGAGAAAAAAACGUAGAAAUAUCCACUCCAGACGAACAUGUAAAUGAACACGAAGAGCAAAGUGCCACAGCCCAUACGGCCACUUCCUGUAAAGUGGGUCUGGGAGAAUUCAACACCACCAAUGCAACAGUGUUGUCCAGGACUCCAGGGAGGUGCCACACAGAGGGCGGUACAGAUGUCACGGACGAUCCCAUCAAUUUGCUGAAGGCUGCACAUACUCUGCUAGGAAUAGCAAUAACUCAGCUGCAGGAAGCCAAAGAAUGGAAAACUAUGUACGAGAAGGAACGGUGGCUGCGUAUUCAAGCGGAAAAGAAGAGUGAGAUAAAGGUGACUGAAGAUGUAUACACUGCCCAUGAAAACCAUAAACAAAUCCAUUAAUAAACACACUACACCUGUGUCGGUAACCCUUAUUUUCUCUGCCAUGCAACCAGGGGCGGAGCCUCGGGGGUGGGCUUAGCCCCCCCCCCUGAAAUUUUGGGAAAGUCGGUAAUCGGGAGAACCGGGUAUCCGGCUGCUGCAAAAUGCUGC